UAUUCAGUAAUAUUGGAAGAAAUAUUGUUAAAACUACCGAGGGUAAUGAAUUACCACGAACCAUGAUCUUGCCAUGAUCUUAUAGCGUGGCGUUCAGUUUUAUCCUCCGAAGUUUGCGGUUCUGAAAUAACUCCAUAAUGUAUUAAGAUUGUAUUUUAAAAUAAUCAUAAUAACCGGUGUUUAACACUGGCAGAGCAAAAGAGGCCCAGUAAAUUAAUUUAUCACUUUUUUCAAUAUGCGACCUCCAUGUCGCUACAGAUGGUCUCAAUGAAUAUGCUACAAACAAUGACGCAAAUUUAAUCCAAGUCGCAAAGAAUGCAAAUGAGCGUCCACGUGUACGUCACAAUCCCGGUGCGAGGGAUGUGCUUGCGGUCGAGACCGGUUUUCCCAAGUAAAUGUUUCACCGGGCCGCAUUCCCGUAAUGGUACGUAUCGGAAGCAGACUGGAUUGGAUGUUGUAAGGAAAAUUGUAUAAAAAGGUAUGUUCGUCACAAGAACAGCAUCAGUCAGUUGAACGAAAGACUUCUUGAAAGGUUCUAACGGACAAAACUCUCUUAACCAAAUCAACAUGAUCAAGCUCUUGUGCAUGUUUGCCCUCGUCGCUGUAGUGGCCUCGAUGCCCAACGGUCCGAUGGCCCCGAUGACACAGAUCGUAAAGCGUGAAGCAGUUGCUCCGGCCCCCGUGCCAAAGGUGGUUGAGGAGGACGCUCCUGCUCGGGAAAACGCUGGAUUGGAAGCUCAGGAUGACUUGGAUAAGGCCGAAUCGUUUAGCUUCGGAUAUCACAAGGUCAUCCACGUUGCUGCGCCAUACUACGCACCUUAUCCAUACUAUCCUCAUUACUAUCAUGGCGGUUAUCAUGGUUUCCACGGUUACCACGGAUACGGAUACUACGGAUGAAGAAAUUUUAAAAAUUUUGUGCAUAAAUAAAAAGUAAUAUAAACAACACCAAAUUGUUACAAAAUGGUU
This is a messenger RNA of Anopheles funestus (African malaria mosquito), 966 nucleotides long. RefSeq lists its product as uncharacterized. NCBI's taxonomy places the organism in Eukaryota, Metazoa, Arthropoda, Insecta, Diptera, Culicidae. Bases 568 to 897 code for a protein of 109 amino acids. The record is from RefSeq and is a predicted model, not a curated record. The transcript is spliced from 2 exons.